AUGGCACCCAAACGCCCUCUAGACGAUGCCAAGUCAUCGCAGGAAACGAAGAAGCCCAAGAAGGGAUUUAGAGUCGGGCCAGAUAAUCUGCCAGACGGACCUUGGCGACGGAAAGUCACCAAAAUCAAGCAAGACUUAAUCCACAAGGCCAAGGUCAAGAAACAAUACGCCAAAGUCAAAGCUGAGGAAGAAAAGAAGGAGAAGGAGCAGGAGCAGGAGCAGCAAGAUGAAGUGCACAAAGACAAGGCGCACAACGAUGAGGACGCUGGUGAAGCGCUCCACCCCACGAGACAGCUGAUGCUCAAGGACGAGGAAGUAGCUCAGAAAAACGCCAUUGCAAACGGCGAGCCAGUUGACGCCGACGGCCACCGUCGCCGCACACGGCGUCCAGGAUACUACGACAAGCAGUUGGCCAAGGCUAAGGAGCACAAGGCUGAGAUUGAGGCACGCAAGGCAGAGGCAGCUCACCGGCGGGCAGAGCGCGAGCAGAAAAUUGCGGAGCGGGAGAGGUACAAGAGAGCCAUGGCGAAGACAAGGGGCAAAGACGGCAAGAAGAAGCUGGGCCGCGAGAGCGGUCUCCUGCUCGAGAAGGUGAAGAAGAUGGUGGGCGAGUAA
Molecule: messenger RNA, 615 nt
Organism: Emericellopsis cladophorae
Lineage: Eukaryota; Fungi; Ascomycota; Sordariomycetes; Hypocreales; Bionectriaceae
Exons: 2
Coding region: 1-615 (204 amino acids)
Source: RefSeq, a predicted model, not a curated record